Aspergillus saccharolyticus JOP 1030-1 is the source of this 360-nucleotide messenger RNA. RefSeq lists its product as uncharacterized. The record is from RefSeq and is a predicted model, not a curated record. Lineage: Eukaryota; Fungi; Ascomycota; Eurotiomycetes; Eurotiales; Aspergillaceae. Bases 1 to 360 code for a protein of 119 amino acids. The transcript has 2 exons.
AUGCAUAGUGAGAGUAGGAACCACUACCCAAUCACUGCAGCUGACCUUGUGACGAAACUCAAGGCGAUCACUUGUGCUACUUUCGGAUAUACGGUUGUUGGGAAAGGGACGACUUCGCGGCUCUUGGGGGAGGUGUCGCGCGAAGCAGAGGUAUUUCUCGGUGCUGUCGAUUUGGCCCACAUCUACUUUCUUCACGGCGCGGGACAAAUCCGUCAUAUACUACUGAUGGGCUGGGGUGGUAUAAGCAUGAGCCAUAUAACUCUCGACAGGACCAUCCAGCGUGUGAUUUCUCAGUCAGUGAAGGAGAUCCAUGCUUUAGGUAUUUAUCAUCAGGAUCUUCGUCUGGAAAACAAUUCAUAG